UUAUAGACGACACCUUCAGCAGCAGCAGAAGAACAGACUCUGAUGAGAAACAAACUGCAACAUAAAGCGAAUGACUCUCCUCAAAAUGUCCUCUAACAUUUAUGAAGAACCGACUUGCUCCCCGACCGUGAGCUACAGCGAGGGAGUCCAAAAAGACGGAGCAGAAAGAGCAGAGAGUGUGGAGAGAGUGGUCGACAUCUACGAGAGCGCCGACAUAUCUACUCGAGAUUAUCUGUUAACACGAGAUGGAGUUUGUCUCUCAGGAGCACGCAGUCCAAAGCGUCCUCCUCCUGCGGUCCAAAGAAACCCUUUUAAAGCUGCCUCACUGAUCCUGGCUCUGCUUUGUGUCCUGCUGGUCGCAGCCGUCACUGUGCUGUCUAAACUCUACGAGCUCAACAUGACGUAUAAAACCAGUUACGAGGAGCUGAGCAACAGUUAUAGAAACAGUUUCUGCCAGUUUGAGACCACCAGCACAGGGUUUUGGAGAAGGUUUCGAUGCAGCUGCUAUUACCGAUCUACAGAGAUGAGAAACUGGAGUGAGAGCAGAGCGGACUGUGUGAACAGAGGAGCAGAUCUGGUGAUCAUCAACAGCCAAGAGGAACAUGACUUCCUCUGUGACCUGAAUGAACGUGGAGCGUCAUGGAUUGGUCUGCAGUCAGUAACAACGAAUGAUUAUCGAAAAGAGUGGGAAUGGAAAUGGGUGGACAGAUCGACGCCCAUACAACUCUUCUGGCAGAAAGACACCAAUGUGGAACCUGUGGAAGGGUCCAAAGUUUACAUCAAUCAGGGAGGAAAGAUGAGCCCAACCAACAACGGCUCGAGAGGAUGGAUAUGUGAGAAACCAGUCAACACAGACUGACAUGUAACGGUGAUUCUUUCCUGGUGACCUCACUAACGGUUAUGAAAUGGAUUUAAAUAUUCUGUCCCCAUGUUUAUGUCCAAAGCUUCUUGGUGUCAGAGUCUCACAUCCUGGUUCUACCCAGAUAUAGUCUGUUAGGGAAACACCGUGCAGACAGUCGCCUCUGCUAUUCACUGCACACCUGCCCAAAUGAAUGUGUGUAUGUACGCGUGUUGAGGAGAGGGGAAGUUACCAAAGCUAACCAACAACUUCUACAACACGUGUUAAUGUGUGUCCAGAUACUAGAGCAAUACAUCAAAUGUGUCUGUUGUUGAUAUUAAUAUCAUAAAUGUUCAGCUGCUGUAAGCUUUAUCAUGUUUGUCUCUCCAUGAACUCGCUCUCUUUAGCUUUUAGUGUUUUUGUUCCAUCAUGUCGGUCUGAGUCGCCUUAAACUCCAGCGUUUAGUCGGCUUGGAGGAUUUUAAAACCACGAUGAAGGAUCAUUAACGACUGUGUGCACAUGUUUCUCUGCAGAGCACUUCUGAUUUGUUUGAUGCUGCAGUCUCAAUAAAGUUUACAUUACAUGUUAAA
This is a messenger RNA of Labrus mixtus (cuckoo wrasse), 1428 nucleotides long. Its product is annotated as CD209 antigen-like protein A. The record is from RefSeq and is a predicted model, not a curated record. The transcript has 6 exons. NCBI's taxonomy places the organism in Eukaryota, Metazoa, Chordata, Actinopteri, Labriformes, Labridae. The coding region runs from base 71 to 859 and encodes 262 amino acids.